Molecule: messenger RNA, 967 nt
Organism: Leptidea sinapis
Lineage: Eukaryota; Metazoa; Arthropoda; Insecta; Lepidoptera; Pieridae
Product: pancreatic triacylglycerol lipase-like
Exons: 6
Coding region: 6-902 (298 amino acids)
Molecular function (GO): lipase activity
Source: RefSeq, a predicted model, not a curated record
UGACAAUGCUGUCGGUGGGGAAAUGUGUUCUUAUCUUAUGUGCUGCAAUUGCAGUACGCAGCUACCCUAUGUCGGAAACAGAUGUCAUCUUCCAUUUGUAUACCAGGACUAAUCCGACGGUGAGCCAGCCUCUGCUGUCAUCGAUAGCAUCUAUCUCCAUGUCAUCGUUCUCGAACAAUCGCAAGACCAUCAUCACCAUACAUAGCUACGAUGAUGACGUCACUGGAAACUUCAACGCAUUUGUUGUACCAGCUCAUUUAGAUACAGAAGACGUAAACAUAUUGGCGGUAGAUUGGCGACACGGAUCAUUUGCAAACUCUGUUGGAAUUGCCAACGUGCCACAGCUUGGUCAGCUCAUUGCCAACUUCGUCAAUAUCCUGAUCAAUACUUUUGGAUACAGCCCAAGCCUCAUUCGCUUUGUUGGACUUGGUCUCGGCGCACACGCCGCUGGUGUUGCAUCGAGAGGAAUAAAUGGUGUUAUUCCUCAUAUUGUUGCAAUCGACCCAUCUUUAAUCGGCUGGGUAUUCAACUCUCACAAGUUGAACAGUGACGACGCUACUGUAGUUGAAGUUCUUCACGCUACUGCUGGAGUUUACGGCUAUGAUGCACCACUGGGCACUGUUGAUUUUUAUUCCAACGGUGGAGUUGUUCAAGCCGGGUGCGGUUCUGACCCCUCCUGCUCUCAUACCCUUGCAUAUGCUUACUAUGCGGAGUCCAUAAGAGCUAGUGCAAAUAAUGGUCAAAGAUUUCUUGGAACAGCAUGUGACAAUUAUAGCCAAGCUCUUGCAUUGGCGUGCACUGGAGAAAGGGAUGCUUUCUUUGGUGGAACGGAAACGAAGACUGGUGUUUCCGGCGUCUACAUCUUCCUAACGAAUAUACGCCCACCGUUCGCAAGAGGAUAACCGGACACGAAGAUUAUCGGGGAAGACAACAAUUUUAAAUAAAUUAAAAAUAUAUUUCAAGCUGC